This is a messenger RNA of Cetraspora pellucida, 387 nucleotides long. NCBI's taxonomy places the organism in Eukaryota, Fungi, Glomeromycota, Glomeromycetes, Diversisporales, Gigasporaceae. The record is from the annotation of a GenBank genome assembly.
AUGAAAAAAACUGAUGAAUUUUUAAAAUUAACUUCCAAGUGUACUCACGAAAAUGUAAUUUGUCGUGAUUGUACUAGAAAAGAAUUGUUAAAAUGUUCAAAUAGUACGAAUAAUAAUAUCACUUGCUUUGCACCCAUAUGUAAUGAAAUAAUUACUAGUGCUGAUAUUAGAAGAGUUAGAGAUAGUAAUACAGGAAUUGCUAGUAAUGCUUUACAAAGUUUAAAUACACUCUGCUUCAGUCGUUCAGCUGCCGAAAAUAUUCCAGGAUUUCAGUGGUGCAAAAAUGGUAUUUACAAUUGUGGUUCCGGUCAAGUACAUGUUGACCAUGAUGGUAAUGCCGCCAAUGUUGAAUUUGCUCAAGAAUUAUUGCUUCUUGCGGCUUUGUGA